CGAGAGCGGGAGUGCGGCACGGCGAGGUAUUCGCGGCCCAUGGGCGACUGGGAGCGGUGGCGCACGCGCGGCAUGGACAUUUGCUGCGAGGGGUGGUGAGUGAGCGACUGAGAGUGCGGACGACCUAUGGGGACGCCCUGUCGCUCAUGGUCGUCGCCGGUCGUGGCCUCGAGGAUCAUCUCGUCGACGCUCAUGGAGCUCUCGCGGCUGCGGCUGCGCGAGUGUGGCGAGCGACCGCGGCGGCGAGCGUGCCGCGCAUGGUGGGUCGGACGCCCGGACGCGUCGACGUAAUGGAUUUGGACCGAGUCGUCGCGGUCAGGGUGGUGGGCGCGGUAGGAAGGGGCGGGCUGGCUCGAGGCGCCGUAGUACGGGUGAAGGGCCGGGACACUCGCACUGCCAGAGUGCUGCAGAGGGACGAGGCCGGGGUCGUGACGGCCGUUCACGUAGGCAUACCGGGGCGAGGCGGAAGGCGAUACACUGUAUUGCCGCGUGCGGUCAGUCUGCUCACGCUCGCUGCGGAUGCGCUUUGCCGGGGGAGGGCCACCGGGGCCAGUGAGGCCAGCGUGGUAGGCUUCGAGGCUGCCGGAACGUGGCCUCACGCGGCUGGUGGCGUUGGGGAGGGGAGGCGGGGGGAGAGAGGGAAAGGGCGGGCGGUUGGUGCGAGGCGGGAGCGACCUCAUGGGGGGCAGGGUGUGGUGGUGGGAUGGGUGGGAGGACGGGUGGCCGGACGAGGGGCCUGCGGCGUGGACGGGGAUGAGGACGAGCUGGCCGCCGCCGUCCGCGACGAUGCGGGAGAAGGACAUGCGGGCGUCGGCAGCACGGACCUCGAUGGUGUUGAGGUAGUGGUUGAGCUCCGUCCAGGCGUCCUGGAUGACGCGGAGACGCGCCUCUGCGUCGUCGCGGGCGACCUCUGCGCGUUCGACGCGUGCCUCGGCGUCGAGGAU
Messenger RNA from Rhodofomes roseus, 944 nucleotides. RefSeq lists its product as uncharacterized. The annotation marks the transcript as partial. The record is from RefSeq and is a predicted model, not a curated record. The transcript is spliced from 2 exons. Lineage: Eukaryota; Fungi; Basidiomycota; Agaricomycetes; Polyporales; Fomitopsidaceae.